This is a messenger RNA of Galeopterus variegatus (Sunda flying lemur), 1699 nucleotides long. RefSeq names its product focadhesin-like. Lineage: Eukaryota; Metazoa; Chordata; Mammalia; Dermoptera; Cynocephalidae. The annotation marks the transcript as partial. The transcript is spliced from 12 exons. The record is from RefSeq and is a predicted model, not a curated record. Gene Ontology annotation, biological process: regulation of post-transcriptional gene silencing.
GCUAGCAGACAAGAAGCCUUCUGAACAUAUUGAACAGUGUAGACCAAAGGAAACCCCCUAUGACAGGAAUACACAUGGCUUGAUAAAAGCCAUUAUGAAAUUGUUACAAAUGCAAGCUCUUAAGGAAGGACAGAGUGGGGCGAAGAAUAUUCAGAAUAUAUAUACUAUCAGAAAUCAUCCUCAGCCUUUGAUCACUGUGAUUGAACAUAGACCUGAUUGCUGGCCAGUACUUUUGCAGCAGCUGACAGCUUUUUUCCAGCAAUGCCCUGAAAGGUCAGAAGCUUCGUGUAUCCAAAUAAUGGCACCAUUUCUAUGGUAUCUAUAUUGUGAACCGUCCCAGUUACAAGAACAUGCUAAACUCAGACUAGCACUGCUGAAAGUCUUACUUCAACCCCAGGUUCUUUGUGACAAAGAACAACCAUCAAUAUUGGAACAACAAAUUCUUCAACUGUGUUGUGACAUAGUUCCGUGUUUGCAGGUAAAAGAUUUGGUGCAGACUACAGAAGUGAUGCUGUUCAUCGAGGAAGUAUAUUUAAGCCUUUUGCAUCAUCCUGUUUUCUGGAAAAUUCAGGUUACUCAGCUGACCCUUCAACUGCUUUGUGUCUGUGAAGUUAGCUUAAAGAUAACUGGAGAAUGUUCAUCUUUAAUUCACCUUUUAGAACACAGUGCUGAGCUUCUGAAGGAGGAUUUUCCUGUUGAGCUGGUCAUAAUUGGAAUUGCUAUACUUCUUCUACAGACUCCGGCAAGUCAGCAGAAGCCAAUCUUAAGUCUAGCUUUGAAGCUCCUCUCUUUUGCUGAGGAUCAGAAAAUCCCAAAGUCAUCUCUUCUGCUAGUGAUGCCAAUUCUGCAGAUAUUAUCUUCUACUGCCUUGGAAGACUGCAGAUCCAUGGAUGAAGAAGGUCCCUCUAGGCAGCAGUUGGCUCUAAACCUUUUGGAAAUGGUACAGCAGGAGUGUUACAGAGACGACCACCAAAAGCUCUCCUACAGGCUUGAAUUCCCUAUAACCAACAUGUAUGGUUCAGUAUUUACAACCUGGAGGAUUCUUGAGGUAAUGAGGGAAGAAUCUGCGGCAAGUGACUGGUUGGCUUCAGUAGAGUCAUUGCUCCCUGUUACUACAGUGAUCCCUGUGCAUGUGUUUCUUCUCCUGGCUCACCUCCUUGUCAAAGAUGAAGGACGACAUCUUCACCAAAUACUGAAGGUCACUACAGAAUUAGCCCAAGCUGAUGCCUCUCAGGUACCAAAUAUGAUUCCAGUUUUGAUGUUCAAAUUGGGAAGACCACUGGAACCUGUAUUAUACAAUGAUAUAUUGUAUACUUUACCUAUGCUUGGUGUUCACAAGGUGUGCAUAGGACAGAUUCUACGAGUAAUCCAACUGCUUGGAACUACCCCACAACUAAGAGCUGUCACUUUGCGCUUGUUGACAUCUUUGUGGGAGAAGCAGGAUCGCAUCUAUCCUGAACUGCAGCGUUUCAUGGCCAUGUCUGAUGUGCCCUCUAUCUCUGUGGGCAAGGAGGUCCAGUGGGAGAAACUGAUUGCUAAAGCAGCCUCAAUCAGAGAUAUUUGCAAGCAAAGGCCAUAUCAGCAUGGUGCUGAUAUGUUGGCAGCUAUUUCUCAGGUGUUGAAUGAAUGCACCAAGCCUGAUCAAGCUACUCCAGCAGCCUUGGUGUUACAAGGUCUUCAUGCACUCUGCCAAGCUGAG